This is a messenger RNA of Oncorhynchus gorbuscha (pink salmon), 3047 nucleotides long. Its product is annotated as iroquois-class homeodomain protein IRX-5-like. The transcript is spliced from 3 exons. NCBI's taxonomy places the organism in Eukaryota, Metazoa, Chordata, Actinopteri, Salmoniformes, Salmonidae. Gene Ontology annotation, biological process: cell development; neuron differentiation; regulation of transcription by RNA polymerase II. Gene Ontology annotation, cellular component: nucleus. The record is from RefSeq and is a predicted model, not a curated record. The coding region runs from base 406 to 1761 and encodes 451 amino acids. Gene Ontology annotation, molecular function: DNA-binding transcription factor activity, RNA polymerase II-specific; RNA polymerase II cis-regulatory region sequence-specific DNA binding.
GAUGACUACACCCCGAUAGGAGGAGCGUGAAGAACGUAGUAGGCGUCAGAAUCCUCAAUUUACAACUUAGCAUCUUGGCAGGACAUUUUCCCAAGCAAAGCCCCCAUCGGAAGGCAAAAAACUUCUUCUGCACGGCAUGAGCAAGUGAGAGAGAGAUAGGACAAAUAGAGCGUAGCAAGCAAACACAACGGUCAGUUGUAGCUGACUAUCAGCGACAAGAAAAUAUAUAUCUAAGUAUUCUAAGUCUAUGUAUUUGUUUAUAUUUUUACUUUUUACUGCAAUCAUUUAGAGGGCAACAGACAGCGGUCUGUUGAUACGAGACUCCUAUGACUGAAAUCGGACAGUGCAUGAGAAAAUAAAGAGGAAAAGUGCGCAAGUAAGUGGCUUACUUUCGGGGCUUUCACCAUGGCGUAUCCUCAGGGCUACUUGUACCAGCCAUCCGCUUCGUUGGCGCUGUAUUCAUGCCCGGCGUACAGCACCAGCGUUAUAUCGGGACCCAGGACCGAAGAACUUGGUAGAUCCUCAUCUGGCUCAGCUUUUGCUCCCUAUGCCGGAACUACCGCGUUCACCAGCGCUUCGCCCGGGUACAACUCCCAUCUCCCGUACAGUGCGGAGGCGGGAGCGGCCGCGACAUUCGCUUCAUACGUGAGUUCUCCCUAUGACCACACGACGGGAAUGGCUGGGUCUAUAGGAUAUCACCCCUACGCUGCUCCCCUGGGGUCAUACCCCUAUGGUGACCCGGCAUACCGAAAAAACGCGACCCGGGAUGCCACCGCCACUCUCAAAGCCUGGUUGAACGAGCACCGUAAGAACCCCUACCCCACCAAGGGCGAGAAAAUCAUGCUGGCCAUCAUCACCAAAAUGACCCUCACCCAAGUUUCCACCUGGUUCGCCAACGCCAGGAGGAGGCUAAAGAAGGAGAACAAGAUGACCUGGACUCCCCGAAACCGGAGCGAGGACGAGGAGGAAGACGAGAACAUCGAUCUGGAAAAGAAUGACGACGACGAGCCUAGCAAGCCGAAAGACAAGGGAGACUCGACAGACUCAGAGUCAGAUCAUAAAUUGCUGAACCCGGGGGACAUAGUGUGCGACAGAUUUAAAGAGGAGAAUCAUGGCAAAGAAACGGAUCCCCUUCUGAGCGACUCGGAAUUAAAAGACCAAGGGGAUCGGACAGAGUUACUGCCCGAGUCUGCUAAACCCACCACCUCGUCUCCAUCCGCCAUGCCUCGGGGAGGAACGGAGCUCGUUGCGCAAGACAAGCCGUCAGAAAUGGGCCAUGCGCCGGGCACAGUAAACAGCAACGUGACGUCUGUCAUUCACUCCUCCCCAUCGGCCCCUAAACCCAAACUCUGGUCCCUGGCUGAGAUCGCAACGUCCUCAGACAGGUGUAAGAGCAGCAGCGACGGGCCGCAGGGCCAUGGGAUGGGUCACAGCACAGUGAUCACCACCAAUGCAGCGUCACCAUCACGGUCCUCCCCACAGUGCCCUCUCCCAAACAGCACAGUCCUAUCCAGGCCUAUCUACUACACGUCCCCUUUUUACCCGGGCUACACGAACUAUGGCAGCUUUGGACAUCUUCACAGUCACAGCAAUCACGGCUCAGGCACGGGCUCCACGGCACAUUUCAAUGGAUUAAACCAGACUGUGUUAAAUAGAGCAGAAGCUUUGGUAAGAGAAAGCCAGAAAGGCAGAGGCCAAACGCAGGUAGAUCUUUGUAAAGACUCCCCUUAUGAACUAAAGAAAGGUAUGUCAAACAUUUAAUACCUUGAUCCCUUUCAAAAAUCCAUCGGACCUUUAUUUAUUAUUUGUGGGUGCAUUACAAAAAAUAAGAAUAAUAAAGGAAAAUGCUGAGAGCAGUUAUUUUCUGAGUAAAUGCUUAUCUUCAAAUCUUAGUUUCUGAAUGGUUAAUCCUAAUGAUGUAACAAGAAUGGUCUUCAUCGCUGCAGCCGCCUGAGUCUAUUUGUAUUAAAGACUAAUAUGUAUAUUUAAUGUAGCAUUUUUGUAUUUAAAAUGGACAAUACACUAUCUUUGAAGUAAAUUAUGAGAAAAAAAUACACGUGUGCAGCGAUUAUUCUCGGGGGAGCGGGAGGGGGAGGCAACUGUUAUUAUCAAAUGUGUCAGAAGGGCUUGAAAGAGGAACACAUAAUGGAAAAUGAAAGAGAUAUUUAUCGAUGGGAUUGUGUUAUUUUACCCCGUGACAGGUGUAUCAAUUACAUUAUCGAUACAAAAAGAGCACUUCAGCUUUAUACGACAUGAGAACAUGUCGAAAUUUCACAAAUUCUCGAGUGAAAAACAGAUAUGCCUACAGCCUUUUAGGUCUACCCAAAUAUUUACAUUUGGGUGGGGUUUGGCCAAAGAUAUUGGCAAGAGUUGUCUGAAUAUAUGUAAAUUUCUGGCUCUAUGUUUCCUAUUCCUUUCUACAUGUGCAGUAGGAGGAUACUUAUGAAGGUGAAUAUAAUAACAACGGCAUAACUGGAGGCCCAAUCGUUUAACCCAAUUACUUUCCAACCGCAACGUGUUAUAAGCAAAGCAAUCAGGUGGCGAACUCCAGUAAUGACUUCGAUUUUAUGCCAAAUUUAGAGCUCAUUACUAUUUCCAAGGCGUGGCAAAGCUGUUAAAAGGACGCAACCAUGCAUUUAUGGCUUCAGAGCACACUGGCCAGUUAUAUGAUUAAUGUUGGAGCCUCCUUAAUGACGCGUUGGAUGUGAAACACUCAUGGUUAGGUUUGGAGAGAAGGAGGAUAGCAAGACUAGCAUGUCAAGCACACAGUAAAGGCCACAUAGUUUCCAGGGUUUAAUCGGUUUUGUCAAUAACCGAGCCUCUCACUGUCCUCAAGGCUCAAACUCUUCCUUCCCACUUCCGCAGGUAGGUGUCACACUUGCUCCUAAUUUCAGGGGUCUCAUUCUUAAUCCGUCACGGAAAGCCGUCCCUGAUCGAAUGGCCUAGUUAAAAUGGACCAAAGACUGGGAGGCAGAGAGAGAGAGAGAGAGAGAGAGAGAGAGAGAGAGAGAGAGAGAGAGAGAGAGAGAGAGAGAGAGAGAGAGAGA